UGCCCUGAUCCUGGGCUGCCCCGGCCCUGGCACAGCCUGGAGCCGCGGUGACAAAGCUGCCAUUGUCCCGGACGGCGCUACCUGCUUCCGCUACCCCGGCGGGGGCCCCCGGGCAGGCAAGGGAAGCAGAGUGGGGGACCCAGUCCACUUAAUCCCUCUGAGCCCCGGGGAGAAGCAGCCUAGUGUACAGCCCCUUCGUAAUCCCGGCCCCCUGCGCAUCUCCCCGCCCGCUUCCCCGCUCCUGCCUGCCGCCGUCCGGACCUGGGUGUUGAGUUGGGCAAGAAGUAAUCCAGGAGCAAAAGCCAGGCCCCGGCCCCUCCCCGCGUAGCCGCCCUGUUACCCCAUCAGAGCAACCCAGUCUUUGGGGCUCCGCCUGGUGGCAACACCUCCCCCCACCCACCCCGCCCCACAGGCGUCGGGGCCCCUCCUCCGCGGCCCCGUGGAGCUGUGCUGACACAGCCUUGUACGUCCUUGGCCUGUCCCGGCAGCGAGGGCCCCUGAGCAGGCCGGGCCCAGCCUUGGUACCUGUCCCACUGGGGGACUGUGGCCUGGCCAGACCCUGCCGAUAGUGCAGUCAGCGGCCCCAGCCUGCAGUGCCCAUCUUUGACCCCUGUGAGGGCAAUGCUGGAGUGCCAGCAGGGAAAGGGCUGGCCCUGCUGGGCUUCCUGGUGCUGCUGCCAAUGACCAUGCCCUGGGGUCAGCUGGGCAAGGAUGGCUGGCUGGGGGGCACACACUGUGUGGCCUGCCUGGCACCACCUGCAGGCUCUGUGCUCUAUCAUCUCUUCAUGUGCCAUCAAGGGGGCAGCCCUGUGUACACUCGGCUCCUUGCCCUGGAUAUGUGUGGGGUCUGCCUCGUCAACACCCUCGGGGCCCUGCCUAUCAUCCACUGCACCCUGGCCUGCAGGCCCUGGCUGCGCCCAGCUGCCCUGGUGGGCUACACCAUGCUGUCAGGUGUGGCUGGCUGGAGGGCCCUCACCGCUCCCUCCACCAGUGCCCGUCUUCGAGCUUUUGGUUGGCAGGCUGGUGCCCGCCUCCUGGUGUUUGGGGCCCGGGGAGUGGGACUGGGCUCUGGAGCUCCAGGCUCCCUGCCCUGUUACCUGCGCAUGGACGCCCUAGCACUGCUUGGGGGGCUAGUGAACGUGGCCCGUCUGCCAGAGCGCUGGGGACCAGGCCGCUUCGACUACUGGGGCAAUUCACACCAGAUCAUGCAUCUGCUCAGUGUGGGCUCCAUCCUGCAGCUGCACGCUGGCGUCGUGCCUGACCUGCUCUGGGCCGCCCGCCACGCCUGUCCCCCAGACUGAGCCAUGGCCCACACAAUGCCAGCCUGUCCAGUCUUCUAGGGCCAACACCACCAGGCUUCCCUCCUUCUGCUGGUCUGCAAGGGACUGGCUCCUUGGAUGCCUCCCAGCUGUUCACCCAUUCUUCCCUGUGGACGAGCCUCUCCUCUACCCACACCUCGGAGCUCCAGCUUCCUUCCCCGCCUUCUUCCAGGGCAGCGUCUUCCUGUGCAGCUAGAAGGAAACCGGUCCUUCUGAGGGCCUGUUCACCCUCUGUGACCUGUGAGGGUUGGACCAGAGGGAUGCUGGGGUCCGUCUAGCUCUGAUGGCUGGAGUCCUGCCAGCCCAGAGCCAUAGCCCCACCCUGCCCCUUCUAAGGUACCUCAUGGGUGGCUGGCCCGGCCACCAAUCCACGAUUCCUCCAUCUUUUGGCCCUGCAUGCCAGCCCAUCCAGCAACCUAAGGCUCACCCACCCCUUCUUCCUCUGUCCAGAAUGGAGUGAGGGGUUUGGACAGCAGGACUAUCCAUUGAUCCCAGGACCAAGGGGCAGGAAGAUUGCUGCUGCUUUUCCCAGGCAACUGGCACAGAUGUGAAGAGCUGAGUGGCCCUGGACCACUGGGCUAAGGGCCCACCCUCCACCUUGAGUGCCAUAUUCUGAAGGCUCAACCUGCCCACCGGGGACACGCCUGCUCAGGAAAUCGCUGGCCCACACAGCAUGGGGCUCCCAGCUGCAAUGUGCUGGCCUGGGGCUCUGCAGCCAGCCUCAGCCUCAGCCCGUCCCAGGGCCCUCAGACCCUGGGCGAUGUCAAUAAAAUGGGCAGGAAGUGCUGUGUUGCCAUGCAA
This is a messenger RNA of Myotis davidii, 2120 nucleotides long. It is a transcript of the gene PAQR4, whose product is annotated as progestin and adipoQ receptor family member IV. Bases 681 to 1301 code for a protein of 206 amino acids. Gene Ontology annotation, molecular function: signaling receptor activity. The record is from RefSeq and is a predicted model, not a curated record. Gene Ontology annotation, cellular component: membrane. The transcript is spliced from 3 exons. NCBI's taxonomy places the organism in Eukaryota, Metazoa, Chordata, Mammalia, Chiroptera, Vespertilionidae.